Messenger RNA from Choloepus didactylus (southern two-toed sloth), 2254 nucleotides. It is a transcript of the gene B4GALT2, whose product is annotated as beta-1,4-galactosyltransferase 2. The transcript is spliced from 7 exons. The record is from RefSeq and is a predicted model, not a curated record. Bases 423 to 1532 code for a protein of 369 amino acids. Gene Ontology annotation, biological process: carbohydrate metabolic process. Gene Ontology annotation, molecular function: glycosyltransferase activity. Lineage: Eukaryota; Metazoa; Chordata; Mammalia; Pilosa; Megalonychidae.
CGGGCCUGCCCCUCCGAGGCGCCGUAGCGCGGGAGGGAGGCGGCGGCGCUGUGGUUCGUGGGUCCGCGGGUCGGUGGGUCUGUCCGGCCCCGCCCUGCCUCCCCGGGGCGGCUCCGCUUCGUGGCCCGCGGGAGGCGGCCCAGGGGCAGCGGGGACCGCUGACCGGGCGGCGGCGCGGCCGGGCCAUGGGGAACGCAGCCGUCCGCAAACGCCGGAGCCCGGAACCCAGCCCGAGCCAGAGCGGCGCUCCCUGCUGAGCCCCGAGAACCGGGUGAGAGGAGGGCGCGCGAAGCCCUAACCCGGGGCCCCGAGAUUCCAGACCCGGCCCCGCGAGGGGCUUCCCGAGCGCGACCCCGAGAGGCCAACCCGGCCGGCAGCCGGAUGCCCGGGCCCAUUGGGUGGGCCGGCGGCCGCCUGCGGGGAUGAGCAGACUGCUGGGGGGGACGCUGGAGCGCAUCUGCAAGGCUGUGCUCUUGCUCUGCCUGCUGCACUUUCUCGUGGCCGUCAUCCUCUACUUUGACGUCUACACCCAGCACCUGGCCUUCUUUAGCCGCUUCAGUACCCGCGGCCCAGCCCAUGCCCUCCACCCAGCUGCCAGCAGCAGCGCCAACUGCUCUCGACCCAACGCCACGGCCCCCAGCUCCGGACUCCCUGAGGCCCCCAGUGCCCGGCCUGGCUCCACGUCUCCCAUCCUGCCACCUUGUCCUGACUUGCCACCAGGUCUUGUGGGCAGACUGCUGAUUGAGUUCACCUCACCCAUGACACUGGAGCAGGUGCAGAGGGAGAACCCGGGUGUGCUCCUGGGUGGCCGCUAUGCUCCACCUGACUGCACCCCAGCCCAGACAGUGGCAGUCAUCAUCCCCUUUCGGCACCGGGAGCACCACCUAUGCUACUGGCUCCACUAUCUGCACCCCAUCCUGAGGCGGCAGCAGCUGCGCUAUGGCAUCUACGUCAUCAACCAGCAUGGUGAGGACACCUUCAACCGGGCCAAGUUGCUUAACGUGGGCUUCCUAGAGGCAUUGAAAGAGGAUGCCACCUAUGACUGCUUCAUCUUCAGCGACGUGGACCUGGUCCCCAUGGACGACCGCAACCUGUACCGCUGCGGGGACCAGCCCCGCCACUUCGCCAUUGCCAUGGACAAGUUUGGCUUCCGGCUGCCCUAUGCUGGCUACUUUGGAGGCGUGUCGGGCCUGACUAAAACCCAGUUUCUGAAAAUCAAUGGCUUCCCCAAUGAGUACUGGGGCUGGGGUGGUGAGGAUGAUGACAUCUUCAACCGGAUCUCUCUGGCUGGGAUGAAGAUCUCGCGCCCAGAUAUCCGAAUAGGCCGCUACCGCAUGUUCAAGCAUGACCGGGACAAGCAUAACGAGCCCAAUCCUCAGAGGUUUACCAAGAUUCAAAACACAAAGCUGACCAUGAAGAGGGAUGGCAUCGGAUCAGUGCAGUACCAGGUCUUGGAGGUGUCUCGGCAGCCUCUCUUCACCAACAUCACGGUGGACAUUGGGCGGCCCCCAGCGUGGCCCUCUUGGGGCUGACACUAAUGGACUGAGGCUCCCAGUGCCAAGUAUUGCCUGUCAGAGGACUGACCUACAGCCUGGCUGGCAGCAGCUCUAUGGGGAUCCCCCCAGACUGAGACUGUGGGCCCUGUUUGUUGAGGGGCUUCAGCAGGUCCCCAGCUGCACCUGGAAGUUUCAGAGUCCACUUUGGGGGCUUCUGGCAUAGGCAGGCCCCCUCACUUGUGGCCCUCUCUGGGGUCAAUCCUCCUUUCUGCCCCUCCCCACAGCCCAGCCCCCCUCACUGUCAGGGUCGGGCCAGCCCCUGCACUGCCUCGCCGCGUUGCCUGGGCUAGGUCAUUCCACCUCUCUGUGCCUCAGUUUCCCCCAUUGAGUCCCCUAAGGCCUGGAAGGGUGAGAGGUGUGACUAGGGGGCAGUGUCUCUUCCAGGGGGAAUCUUCAGACCUGGGGACCCCCCCCAUGCUCCCAGGGGAGGGGAAACCUUUUUCAUUCGGCAUUGUAGGGGUGAACUUUGGUGCGCCCCUCUGCUGGGGAGCAGCCCCCAGGAGGGGACCAGAGGGGGUACUGUGUUACAGCCUAGAAUCUUGGGGUCGGGCUUUGCAUGGGGGAAUGGGUGGAGCUUGGAUCAGUUAGUCCGGUUCCCGCCUCCCUAUUCAGAGAGGAGGCAGUAGCCCCAGGGCCGGUUCGUGUUUGUACAUUGCACAGAAACUUGUGUGGGUGCUUUAGUAAAAAACGUGAAUGGA